AUGGGUAUUACUGGAUUAUUAAACCUGCUGAAAAGUAUAGUAGUAAAAAGACAUUUAAAAGAAUACAAAGACAAAACUGUGGCUAUUGAUGCUUAUACAUGGCUUCAUCCUGCUAUUUAUACUUGCUCUUAUGAAUUAGCUAACAAUAUAGAGACGACCAAACAUAUUGAAUUUUGCACAAAAAGAAUUGAUUAAAUAUUGAGUUUUGGGAUUAAGAAAAUUGUUUUAGUAUUUGAUGGAAGACAAUUACCAGGUAAAAAGGGAACAGAAGAAAAGAGAGAAAAAUCAAGAGAAGACAGCAGAAAUGAGGCUUAGCUUCUACUUGCUCAAGAUAAAAAAGAUUAAGCUUAUAAAAAAUUCGCUAGCUCUAUUGAUAUCACUCCUUAAAUGGCAUUUGAACUUAUUAAAGCAGUAGAAGGCAGACCGAAUGUAGAGUGUAUAGUUGCUCCAUAUGAAGCAGAUGCUUAACUGGCAUACCUCAGCUAGAUUGAUUAUGUUGAUGUUGUGUUUAGUGAAGAUUCAGAUCUUUUAGCAUUCGGAUGCAAGAAAGUAUUAUUUAAACUUUAUAAAGGUGAUAACAAAGAAACAGGAGAUGAAAUAUCUUUAGACAAUAUUAAAAAUUGUAAAGAAAUAAACAUGAGUUUGUGGAAUCACAACAUGUUCUUAACUGCUUGUAUAUUCUCAGGAUGUGACUAUCUUCCUUCUUUAAAAAAAAUGGGAAUUUAAACAGCUUUUAAGUUGGUUGGAGAGUUCAAAUAAUUCAAAAAAUGUAUGCUUUCUAUUUAACAAAAAAAUUAUGAUGUUCCAGUAGAUUACGAUGAGAAGUUUUAGCUAGCAUUCUUAACUUUCCGCUUCUAAUAUGUAUACUGUCCUAUCAAAGAAGAGAUUAGGACAUUAAAUACUUAUAAUUCGAAUGACCUUAGACUUUAAUUCGUAGAGUUAGAUUUCCAUAAUUAAGUUAGCUAAACAAAUUGGACUCACUUUGAGGAUAACAUACUUAUUAGACCUUUGAUUUAUAAAAUUUUGGAGCCAAAUUUCAGCUGGUCUUUCUUAGGAGACAUGGACUUGAGUGUAGCAUUACAGGUUUCAAAGUAUAUGAUAGAUCCAGAAACUUUAAUGCCUUAUAAAGAAGUAAAAAGUAAGCUUUUUGGAAUAGAUAAUAGUAAAGGCAAUCAAGUUAAGCUCGGAACAGGUGGUCUCUAAUCACUAUAAAACAAUCAGAAACUUUAAAAGAGACAACAAACUUCUCUAUCAGAUUCAGCUACUUCCACCAAAUAAACUCAAUUAAACGCCUUCUUAAAAGUUGGAACUAAAAAUAGUGUCAACAAAUCAAGUUCUGUAGAUCAAAAAUAAGGUUCUGAAAGAAAUUUUUUCUUAUUGGAAGACGCAAACAGUAACUCACUGAACUUCAAUAGGAGUAAAAUGAGUGAUAAAAAUGUAGAUUCACAAGAAUUAUCCCUUACCAAUAAUGAUAUUUUUAGCAAAAAUAUUUUUAAUAAAAAUUCUAAUGUUGUAAAACCUUUUAAACCUCCUUCAAAUUCGAAUUCUCAGAACACUCAGUCAAGCAAUAUUUUAAAGAAAAAAAGUGAAUAUAAAAGACCAUACUAUGAGUACUAUGAGGAAAGUAACUAUUUCUCUGAUGAAGAUGAUCUCAAUUUCUUAACAGUAGGGAAAAUAUAAGAACAGUAGUAAGAGGACACUAACUCAAAUAGAAAAGAAAAUACUUCGAGUGAUAAUAAUAAAUAAAUAAAGAAUAAUAACUAAAAAUCUGAAUUAGAUUCUGAUAAUAAUUAACAGAUUUACGAAGAAGAAAAUAAUUUUGAAAACAAUAACGAUUUAUUGAAUUUAAAUUAAUUUAAAUCAAACAAAUUAAUUGUAAAUAACUUACAAAAGUAAACUUCUCUCUCGGGAUUACAAAAGUAGUAAAAUAGCUUAACAAAUAAAUAAUAUAAUAAGCUUAUCAUUGACAAAACACCAAUUAAUUAAAUUGAUAUUCCUAAAAAAAAUAUUUCUUAAAAUUUCGAAAUAAGAUAAAUAUAGAAAAUAGCAAGAAAUGACAUAGAAGUUGAAAGUGAAGAUGAAGAAAAAUUAGUAAACUAAAUUAAUUCUGAAGAUAAUCCAAUGUUAAACUAAAAUAAUUAUUAUUAAAAAUCAAGACAAUUUAUCAAAAAAACGAUUAACAACAAAGAAAAUGAUAGCCAAGAAGAUAAUAAAUCAUGCAUUUCAACUCAAUCAUAAAAAAAUUUGAUAAGCUAAGACGUUGGAGGCAUACAAAAUAGUGAAAAAUAUUAAUCAUAAAAAUGUACUCAAAAAACCAUCUCAGAAGAAUUAUCUUGUUAAGGUAGUAAUGAUCAGCAAGGAGAAAAUACCAUAUUAUCUAGAAUGAAUAAUUUUACUAAAGAGACUGAUGGCUAGUUAGUUAUAGAUUCAUAAUAUUUAAUUCAAAGACAUCCUGAAUAUAAUUUUUUAGAGAAGUUUUCAAUGUUCUUUAAGAAUGAAGUGAACAUUUGA
Tetrahymena thermophila SB210 is the source of this 2511-nucleotide messenger RNA. Its product is annotated as XPG I-region family protein. The record is from RefSeq and is a predicted model, not a curated record. Gene Ontology annotation, molecular function: metal ion binding; DNA binding; 5'-flap endonuclease activity. The transcript has 10 exons. Lineage: Eukaryota; Ciliophora; Oligohymenophorea; Hymenostomatida; Tetrahymenidae.